GUAAAAUAAACAGCUGAUCACAGCGUGGCAGAGCGAAAAAGUGAAAAACUCUCUUAGUUUUAUCGAAAUCGGGGCAGUUUCCCCUAAAAUCUUCGUUUGGACGUUGUGUUUUGAUGUAAAAAAGACGAUUUAUUAAGUGUAAAAGAACUUCAAACAGACAGAUUUCGAAAUAAUAUCUAAGUACAUAAACCGGCGCAGUAAAUAAAUAAACAAACGGAGGUCCCAUCUGUAGCACCGACAUUUCCCAACCGAUCGUUACUCAACUCGCAGACCUGGAACCUUGGAUGAUUGAUGGGUUUUACCAAAAGUGCAAAAAGUCUUGCUGUUUCUUAUUUAAGACACAAAACCCGCUCCACUGAUUUAUUUGUCAGAAAUUUUACUCAGACAAGAGCUACAUUUUUGACCAGAUUUUGUAGCACCUUAAGCUCUGUUAAUAUGGAAAAAGUAUACUUCAGAAAUGCAAGUGAUAGCAAGGAGCUUGACAUUGUAUUCCGCUUUGUGAACUCUAAUCUGAAGAUUGACCGUGAAUUUAAUUUCCGUCGUCAAAUGAAUGAGCCCAUAGACGCUAUAUUGGCGCGAAUUAAAAGCAAUAUUCUAAAUAGACUUGCUAAAACCUCAAAGAAAUCUGGAAAACCCCCAGCUGAGAUAAAUGUGAAGCUGUUAAGUGACAAUUACGAUGUAAAUUUUAAUGAAAUGACAUUUGCCGAACUGUUCAGUAAAGAUUUUACUGGAGUUAAGCUGCAGGUGGUGGACACAGUCUACGAUAUGGUUUUUAAUCCCCCAUGGAUUGCAUCCCUAAAACUGCCCUCCUGCAUAUUAGCUGGAUUCGUGAUAUACCCGACUAAUGUGCAGAUUCAAUUCGGUGAACGUCAGUACAGCAAAGGAGUAUGGUACAAAGCUAAGCGACUCACAGAUUCCGAAUGGGAAGUCUGCGGAGAAGGAUUUCAAUACCUAGUAUCCCCACAAGAUAUAGGUUACUAUUUAAAAUUCGUAUUAACCCCAAGAAAUGAACAGGGAAUAGAUGGUCCUGUGGUGGAAAAGGUGGCAAACUCUGCGGUACAGGAUUCCCCAGGAUUUUGUCCAUUUCAAAAUCGCCACAGACACACUCCGAAUUAUUUGAGUGAUUCCAACGAAAUUCGGGUGGUAAGCUACAAUCUAUUGGCCGAUUUAUAUGCGAGUAGUGAUUACGCCGGAAGUACGCUCUUCUCAUAUUGCCCAUCGAAAUAUCUACAAAUAGACUACAGGAAACCAUUAUUCAUCAACGAAAUCAUUGGUUAUAACUCGGAUCUUAUCUGCCUGCAAGAAGUCGAUCAACGGAUUUUUGAUUUCGAUUUAAAGGAAAUACUAGAACAACCCCCAUAUAAUUUUCAUGGCAUUAUGGCCCCGAAGGGAACGUGUGCAGAAGGAGUUGCCAUUUUCUUUCGGAAAUCGCGCUUUGAACUAUUGGACUCUCAAGUUCUGCAUUUAGGACCCAGUCUCCCCAAACUGCCCGUUUUCGAAAGCCUUUGGAAUAAGAUCAAAGUUAACUCUCAACUAGCAGAACGAAUUUGUGAUCGGUCCACAACUCUACAAACUUGUUUGCUAAGGAUUAAAGAAACGGACAACUACGUACUUGUGGCUAACACGCAUUUAUAUUUUCAUCCGGAUGCCGAUCACAUUCGACUACUGCAAAUGGGAUUUUCUAUGCUCUUUAUUGAGCACAUUAUAAGUAAAGCUGUACAGGAUUUCAAUAUCAGUAGCCCUCAAAAUAUUGGUCUGAUAUUUUGUGGUGAUUUUAAUAGCGUUCCGGAAUGUGGGAUCUACAAGUUGAUGACCGAGCAACUUGCGGAAGAAAGUCUGGAAGAUUGGAGUAGUAAUACCGAACAGGCUGUUUCAAACGUGGAGCUCUCGCAGCCUUUUAAAAUGGUGUCGGCCUGUGGGGCACCGGAGUUCACCCACUAUACCACUCUUUUUUCGGGGUGUUUGGACUAUAUAUUUUACCAAAACGAUCGAUUUGAAUUAUUGAAGUACGUUCCACUGCCCACUGAGGAGGAGUUGAAGGCCAAUACUGCCAUACCUUCGGCUGUUUUUCCAUCAGAUCAUGUUGCCCUUGUAGCCGAUCUUAGAUUUAAGUCAGUUGCAGCACCAAAAUAAAUUAUUUAUGGAAAUAUGAGGCUUGAACAUUUAAUAAAAUUGUUUCAAAAACUCGGGGAUUUCGCAACGUAAUUAAAUAAAAAUUUAUCCCAUAUUAAGACAUAACUAAAAAUAAAUAUAAA
Molecule: messenger RNA, 2255 nt
Organism: Drosophila suzukii
Lineage: Eukaryota; Metazoa; Arthropoda; Insecta; Diptera; Drosophilidae
Source: RefSeq, a predicted model, not a curated record